AAUUAUUCAUUGGUUGUAUUGGUCUGUAUGAAAUUCCAGCACUGGGCUCUUGUAUCAACAUGUCCCCUGUCUGUUUCACUCCUCAGUCUGCAGUGCUGGAUGCCUGGGGUAGAUUUUUGUAGGCUGGAGAGAGACUUCUGUGUGACUUCUGUGUGCUGCUGGGGAUUUCAUUAGCAGGUAUUGAUGGGAACCUCAGUAAUCAGAGGUUGUUUCACUGAUUCAAUAGGCCAUCACAGCUGUCUUUAUAUGGCUGGAUGUCGUGUGGAAGCUUAUGAGGAAUUAAUCAGUGACUAAGAUUAUAACCCUCGGGACACACUGGUCACUUCAUCUGGACCACAACUCUACUGAGGGAGAUAAGGCGGCUGAUAGUAAAUCUUGGACAUGUGACCAAUAUCACAUCAAGGUUGAAAUUCUACGUAAUUGUAAUAUCUACAAAGGCUGUGAGCAAUGCAACAAGUGAAUUUUUGAUUUGGGGAAAAAGUGAAAAAAGCAACAAAUUUUGGUGUUUAUAGUUGAUGCAUAAAGUAGUCGGGACUUGAGGCUGUGAGUGAUACAGAGCUUGGUGUAUCCAAUUGAUUGGGCGCCGUCACGGAGGAGAUUCCAUGGCUUGGUCUCAUCUCAUGAACAGCCUCACAGAGUAGGGUUCGGACUCGGAUGGUACUCUGCUGAAGGAGGUACUUUGGCCUGUGGUGGGAUUAUAGUGCAUGCAGUCAAUAAUUCAGCAGAUCUGUGUAUGGUGCAGCUCCUGCAGAAUUAUUGUUACAGUACAUUUCAUUUAAUGCUUCAAACUGCUUUGAUCUUGAAAUGACUUAUAUGAAUUAGGCACUCUAAGGAAUUUGUGUUGGAAAGGAAAAAAACCAUCAACAAAAAGCCAACAUGCAAUCAAUAUUCUGGUGAGUGAGGCAACAGUUGUAUGAGGAGCUGAUAAAGACACAAGUUGUUGGUCCGUCAAGGGAAAUACACUUAUAGAAGUAGAGAGUCGGGGGAUCAUAAGUAUCCCAAUCGUCGUCAAUAUCCCAAACGUCAAUAUCCCAAACAUCGUCAGUAUCCCAAACGUGGUCAAUAUCACAAACAUUGUUGGUAUCCCAAACAUCGUCAGUAUCCGAGACAUUGUAACUGUUUGUGCCUGACCGGGGGCCGUCUUAAUGAGUGUACUGGAAUGGACCCAGGACAGACUGGAUGACUUGGAGUGUUUCGCUCACCACUUGUUUCAAGACAUGGGGAAUAUACUAGACCUUAAUCUACUGAGGGAGGACUCAAUUAACAAGCAGGUAGACAAUGUGAAGAUGGUGGAGAGGUUUCGGACCCGACACCCAGCCGUAGGGACCCUCUACCUGACCACCACACACCUGAUCUUUGUGGACAGCGCCGGCAAGAGGGAGACCUGGAUCCUCCAUACCCACAUGUCCAGCCUAGAGAAGCAGCCUCUGAGUGCGGGCGGCUCACCUCUCCUGAUCCGCUGUAAGGACUUCCGCUGUCUGACGUUUGUCAUUCCGCGGGACAGAGAAUGUCAGGACAUAUAUGCCUCCCUACAGGAACUCUCCAAACCAGCAGACAUAGAGAAGCUGUACGCAUUUGUUUAUGCCUCGGCCGACGGGAUGGAGAAGUCAUACGGCUGGGACCUGUACGACACACGGUCCGAAUACCUGAGGAUGGGCGUACCCAACCAGCUGUGGACUCUAUCCUCACUCAACAACAAAUUCGAGCUCUGUGAUACGUACCCCAAACACCUGUUUGUUCCCGCCUCCGCUUCCACUCCCAUAAUCCUCGGCAGUUCCAAGUUCCGCAGUCGUGGAAGACUUCCUGUUUUAUCUUAUUUCCACAGUAAAACCCAGGCGGCCAUUUGUCGCUGCAGUCAGCCUCUCUCUGGGUUCAGAGCUCGCUGUGUGGAGGACGAACAAAUGCUUCAUUGUAUACUCAAGUCCAACCCCAGCAAAAACUCUGACUUCAUGUAUGUUGUCGAUACCCGGCCAAAGAUUAAUGCCAUGGCCAAUAAGGCAGCUGGUAAAGGCUACGAGAAUGACAACCAUUACACAGACAUCAAGUUCCAGUUCCUGGGGAUAGAGAACAUCCACGUCAUGAGGGCCAGCCUCCAGAAGCUGCUGGACGUGUGUGAGAUGAAGAACCCGACCAUGUCUGCUUUCCUACAGGGUCUAGAGGCCAGUGGCUGGCUGAAGCACAUCAAGGCCGUCGUCGACACCUCGGUCUUCAUAGCUGAGGCUGUUAAGGGCGGCCACAGUGUACUGGUUCACUGCUCGGAUGGCUGGGACAGGACGGCCCAGACCUGCUCUCUCUCCAGUCUGAUCCUGGAUCCCUACUACAGAACCAUUCAGGGGUUCCAGGCACUAAUAGAGAAGGAAUGGCUGUCGUUUGGUCACAAGUUCACGGAUCGCUGCGGAUUCCUGGAUACUCCGGACAACAAGGAGGUGUCCCCGGUGUUCACACAGUUUGUGGAGGCCACGUGGCAGGUCAUGCAGCAGUAUCCGUGCGCGUUCCAGUUCAACGAACGCUUCCUCCUGACAAUUCACGACCAUGUUUACUCUUGUCAGUUCGGAACAUUUAUAGGGAACUGUGAGAAAGACCGACUAGAUCUCAGAUUAAAUGAAAGAACUUAUUCUCUCUGGGGACAUAUCAACAAAAACAUGUCAGAGUUCCUGAACCCUCUCUACAAAAAAGAGUACGAAGUGUCCCAUCCAAUGCUCUCUCCCAAUACCAGCUCCCAGUGCUUCAAAUUUUGGAAGGGUAUGUACCAGAGGUAUGAUGUGGGGCUUCACCCCAGGGAGCAGAUAGCAGAUGUCCUGAGUGCUGCCAAAGAUCACUCUGACUCUCUAGAGGACCACGUCAGUCUACUGGAGAAGAGAGUGACACAGAUCUGUCGGAUACUUGGGAAAUCUGAAGAUGUGAUCCAGAAAAAACUGAACGGGGGAGUGUCCAUGGAGUCACUGGACAAUCUGAAGGAGACAGAAGACAAUAUCAUGGAAGAGAAGUCCGAAAAAAUUCCAAUCAAUGGAAAUUGUGACAUAAAACCAGAACAGAGCUCUAAGGACACGGGCGAUCUUAUCGACUUUAGGAGUGACAACGAGUCGGGGUUUGACGAGUCCAGCUCCCAGAUGUCAAAAUCAGGUCACGGUGACCUAAAUACAGUGAGGACAGGUAUAGAAACUGGUUCCCUGUCACUUGACUCCAGUGUGUGUUCAGUUGGGAGGGACCAGCUAAGUCUGGACUUGCUUGUGUUGGAGAUGAGCAGUGUAGCCAUUGAUUGGAAAUCAUUUCGUAACAUUCACAACUGUAGCUGUGCAUCCCCAUUCAAUAGCUUUACGAAAAAGUUCCAUUGUUGGAAAUGUGGUGAGGUGUUCUGUAUGCGCUGCAUUGCCAAAAACAUCCCGCUUCCUGGUCAUGCAACAAGGCGCCCCGUUCCGGUCUGCCGACCUUGCUACAAGGAAAUACGACACUCACCUUCUAUGGAAUUCCCACCGCAGACAAACUCCCUGGACAGUUGAUGACUGUAUGAUGGAGACCGCUAGUGUGCAAUCUUAUUUAUUUUGUAGCUCAUCAAUCUGUUACUCCAAUGUGAGAGAGAGAGAGAGAGAGAGAGAGAGAGAGCGCUGUAUUAGAUAGUAUCUUCUGAAAAUAUUUAUCAUUGAAAAGUCCCUCAGCUGUUGAUACAUUCGAAACUAUCAUAAUUAAGAAGAGAAUAAAUGCAACACACAAACACACAUUACAAUUUAAAGUCUUGUAACAGUGGGUCUUUUUUUGGAGUGUUCAGUGACUCUCAUUUCAGGGAUAGUAGUUUUACUGUUUUGUACUGUACGUGACUGAUAUCAUUCACCUCAUCCAGCUUGCAGCGAGCCACACGACACAGUGGGUCUAUUGUAGGUCCCUGGUCAUUAUGUUUACCCCGUCACAAUGUACUGUACUGAUUGUGAGAUUUAUCUGUGAUUUUGUAGACAGCACGAUUAUCAUGAGAAGUUUUGUUUAUCUCUUUAUUUUCAACUCUGUUACAAUGUUAUGUUUUGAAGAAAAACAGCUUCCUAGUAAAGAUAUUAACCUAAAAGUA
Magallana angulata is the source of this 4057-nucleotide messenger RNA. RefSeq names its product myotubularin-related protein 6-like. Gene Ontology annotation, biological process: dephosphorylation. Gene Ontology annotation, molecular function: metal ion binding; phosphatase activity. NCBI's taxonomy places the organism in Eukaryota, Metazoa, Mollusca, Bivalvia, Ostreida, Ostreidae. The record is from RefSeq and is a predicted model, not a curated record. The transcript is spliced from 14 exons. Bases 1146 to 3500 code for a protein of 784 amino acids.